AUGGAGGGUUCUUAUGUGAAAAACAUUCUCAUUCUAUCAUUUGGAAUUUUACUUUUAUACACUGCUUAUAUGGGACUUCAGACUCUACAGAGUAGCCUCAAUAGGAUUGAAGGACUUGGUGUUGCAUCACUUAGUGUGAUGUACGUUUCCCUUAGUCUCUCUUCAUUAUUCCUGCCUCCUUUGCUCAUUAAGAAAAUCGGUUGCAAGUGGACCAUCGUGGCUUCUAUGUUUUGUUUCAUUUCCUACAGCCUUUGCAACUUCUAUCCAAGCUGGCCUACAUUGAUUAUUUCCUCUGUAUUAGUUGGAUUAGGAGGAGGACCUCUCUGGGCUAGUAAAAGCACAUACAUUACAAUAAUCGGAAACAAAUAUGCAGAGACUUGUGGGAAAUUGGCAAAAGAUGUUGUAAACCAAUAUUUUGGAAUAUUUUUCCUAAUUUGCCAAACUUGUCGUAUUUGGGGAAAUCUUAUUUCUUCUUUGGUGUUUCACUUAACACCAAAUGCAGGUGGAAUUGAUGCUCCAAAUCAAACAAUUUGUGGAGCAGGAGACUGCCCAGCUGAAUUGACACAAUAUGGUAAUAAUACAGCUGGUCGCCCAUCCAACACUGUCAUUUAUAUUCUCCUAGGCUCAUAUACUGCUUGUGGUGUUCUAGCCAUGUUACUGAUAAUCAUAUUUUUGGAACGGAUACAAACAGACAAGGUUCAGCAAGAAAAAAAUACCUGUUCCACACUUCUUGCAGCAUUUAAGCAUCUUGGUGAUAAACGUCAAUGCCUUCUGAUACCUCUAACUAUGUUCAGUGGUUUGGAGCAAGGAUUUAUUGCCAGUGAUUUUACAAAGUCAUAUGUGACCUGUAUAUUGGGACUAAAAUAUGUGGGUUUUGUAAUUAUCUGUUUUGGUGUUACCAACUCAAUUUGUGCGGCAGUCUUUGGAAAAGUUGCUCAAUAUACUGGCAGAGUUCCAUUAUUUCUGCUUGCGCCAGCAAGUCUCCGGAGAAGAAGGAAAGAUCCGGUGUAUGGAGACCGGGUCUCUGUACCACCUAGUAAUAAUUUUGUAAUUCUUUUCCUGUGCAUAUGA
This is a messenger RNA of Nanorana parkeri, 1071 nucleotides long. RefSeq names its product protein unc-93 homolog A-like. The transcript is spliced from 8 exons. Lineage: Eukaryota; Metazoa; Chordata; Amphibia; Anura; Dicroglossidae. The record is from RefSeq and is a predicted model, not a curated record. Bases 1 to 1071 code for a protein of 356 amino acids.